GUAAUAAGUGUUUUGCCUUUGCCCAUAUUAUUUAAAUUAUAAAGGUAUAUUUUUAUAACUUUAAAGUAUUUGAUAUUUCCCUAAAAUGAGUGAAGAAAUUUUGUACAUUGUAUCCGAUUAUGUCCAAUGGCAUGAAAAUAUUGAUUUGAAAAAAUCCCCUAAGAAAAGCCACCUUAGUGUCGUUGAUUACAUUGGYGCAUUAAAAUAUUUUCCCUAUUUUUCUUCAGAAGUAUUUAUUUCAAAUGAACCAACAUGGAAGUUUUGUAUUGGUGGAAAUGGUCAAGUUUUGUCUGUUGUCCAACAUAAUACACUGGAAAUGCGUACAGAAAAAAAUUUCAAUAAGAUUUUAGCAAAAGCAACAUUACCUGAUUUAAUAUCAAAUGAUUUAUACGCAUCAAAAAGAGUAUUGUCUUGGAGUCCAGAUUGUUCAAUUUUUGCAGUUGCCACUACACAUGGUCACAUUGCUUGCUAUGAUCUUUUAGCCUCAAAUUUAUUUGUUAUUAAGUCUAUUCAUAAUAGUACUAAACAACCUACCAAUAAUUUAUUUGCCAAAGAAAUGGUGUUUUUAGAUUUGCGAACACGGUCUUCAAAAUGGUCAUAUGAGCUUAUUUUAAUUGGUGGAAAUKGAUCAUUAACUAGCUAUGCUGUAUCAUCUGUGUACGGUUACCAAAUUCAACAUACAUUUAAUUUUAUUCAAGUACUAGGUGCGUCAUUAUUGUCAUCUGUUACAUCAUGUUCAGAUCCAGCUUACAUAAUUACAUCUUCAGAUACACAAAAUAAAUUAGACUUAAAURAUUCUGGCUUAAAUUUAUGGUCAAUGAUAUCAUACGAGCCUUAUUACAAUCCAGUUAUAUCUUCAAAUAUUGUUCAGGAUGGGUUUCUAUCCAGGUUUAUUAAUAUGGUAUUGCGUAAAAAAAAUAAAUGUAUUAUAAAAAUGAGUUUAUCACCUUCAUCUACAUUGUUAGCAUGUUUAUAUGGAACCCGAACAGUCUGCAUUUGGAAUUUUCCAGAAAUAAGUGCUUGCAAGAGUUGGUCUGUAAAUGAUCAAAAAGAAUUGGGUGGCAUUGUUGAUAUUGAAUGGUGGUGUAAUGAGCUUUUAAUUUUGGGUUGUUUUGAUGGCACUCUAAUAAUUUGCYGUGAAAAAGGUCAACAGAGUGUAGUUAUUACUAAAAUGAAUCCUUUUUGUUUCAAAUUAUGUGGUUCAUAUAAUAGUAAUAAUUUUGUUGUUGCUGAUUAUGAAACAAUUGAGUCCAUCAAUAAUUCUCAGGAUUUUAGUGUAAAUUCUAAACCAACAACAACAAAUGUGUAUAAACUUAUUGCUGUAACCAAAACUACUCCUCAGCAGUUACUCAUGAAAAAAAUACAGGAAAAACAAUACGAAGAUGCAUUACAGCUAGCAUUGAAAUAUAAUUUGGAUAAAGAUUUAGUUUAUAAGCAUCAAUGGUGUAAUAGUUCAGUUAUAGAAGAAUCUAUUAAUAAUAUUUUGAGCAAAGUAUCUGACAAGCAAUGGAUUGUGCACGAGUGUUGUAGCAGAGUUUCAGAAACAUUAAUUGGAGCAAAGCAAUUGAUUGCAUACGGCUUAGAAAUAACUGAUUUCUCUGCAUACCUAAGUAUAGAAUCUGAAAACUCAAGUAUAUUUAGUCGAGAAGGUAAAGAAUUUAUAGUAUCAAGAUUAAAACUUUUAAAUUACUUGGAUAAACUUACUACUUAUGAAAUGGUUUUGAAAAAAAUGGAUGGUAACAGUGAAGCCCUUUACAGUGCACACACCUAUAAACAUCUUAGAGAGUUGAGCCCAUUACAAUGGGCUUUACAGUUAGCUAGAGAGUGCCAAGUUGAUGCUGUUUCUAUUGUUUUAACCUAUUACAGUGAUCAUGUUAUUCCAUACUGGUUGGACAUAUUGAAUGAUUUUCCAGAGACACUAAUGCUCAAGUUGUACAGACACUUAUUGCCAGUAUGGGAUCCAUCUGCAAAUAAAGUUAUUUUAUUAGAAUCAAAAAUCUUAAGAGAACUUGAUUGGUGUGAGUCUGAUAGAUUCAAAUUAUUAACUGGCACCUUUGAUAAUAUGAAAACUGUUUCUUUCACUGAACACGAUCUCAUUCAUUGGUAUACAAAAAGAAUUAGAAACAUUGAGUCAUGCACUAAAUUAGUCCAACAUACAUUAGAAAUGGCUACCAUUGCUCGUGAAAAUAACAUCAAGGGGUUAGAACAAUUGCAUGAAGAUUUAUCCGUUUUAGAAGUCUUGGUAUAUGAAGUGGGCUUAGAGAAUAUGUUCUUAGAAGAUAUUGAACAAUUGAAUACCUUAGAAAAAGCAUCAUUGUUUAUGUCAAGGUGCGAUGAAAAUUUAUUUUUGAAUAAUCUAACAAACUAUUUUUUACCAUUUAUUCAAACUAAAGCAGAUACAUUUUAUUUACUGGAGCAAUUUCUAAUACAGACUAGUCAAAGUUCAUUAAAAAAAUUGUCACAGUAUUUUGAGUAUGUUCAAAUUAAUGGUUGGAGUAUAAAUGUAUCAGAUGAAGCAAAAAUAAUCUUGGGUCUCAAAUGUAUUUAUACGUACUCAAGAACUGAUCAAUUAGAUGAAGCACAAAAUAUAGUUUUGUCAUUGUUAAAAAGUGUAAAAAUUACUGUUGAAAACAGAUCUUAUAUAAAACAACUUGAAGAUACUAAGCAAAUUAUAAAUGCUUCAAAAUUAUUACAAACUUAUGGUAUUAGAUAUACUCUUAAAGUGUUGAACGAUAAUUUGACCAACAUUGUUUUUUUCCGAAAAGUUAUGGUAUCCAUAUGUGAAUAUACAUCAAUAAAAAAUCAAACAGAAAAGUAUUGGUUAAAUGUACUUGGUGAUUUAUUAAAAAUUGCAGAGUAUUGUUUCCCAUCACUUUCAAUUGAAAUAUGUUAUGAGGAAUAUGUCAAAAUGCUUUUAGAUAGUCAAAAUCCAAAAAUAAUACCGUUAAGUAAAGAUAUUUUACUGGGUAAAUUACCAGAGCACCUAAGUUUAAGGAUUGUUAAAGAUACAUUUGAUAUGUACUUUGAUCGAUCAAAGUCUUUCAAUGAUGUGUCAAUGACCUUAGCAAAAUUAUGUUUACAAAUUUUACCUAAUUUUGAAGAUUCACUUAUACAUGAAUGGAAUUUAAUUUCUGCUAUGACAAUAUUUAAUACUCUUGGUACCAAAUUACUUCCAGUCCAAGUGCGUCAAUGUAAAAAUAAAUGGAAACUGAUUGACAUUACUAUAUCUUCUAAGCCAAAUAAUUAUACUUUAUUGAAAAAAUUAAUAACUUUAGCUAACAAAUUGGAUAUUAAAAGUCAUGAAAGUUUUAUUUCCACCGAAUCCAAUAUCUUAUUCAAAUGUGCUAUGGUUGCAUAUCAAGCUAAUGAUUUGAAAUUUGCUUCUAAAGUUUGUGUUCAAUUGAUGGAUAAAAAUGAACCGUCAGUUUGGCCAUUAUGCAUUGAAUUAGGAGUACAUAACGAUAUUAUUGAUAUUGGUCUGAAAAUAAAAUUAUUGUCAUUUGCUGUGCUCAAUUGUCCAGUAGAAAAAAUUGUUUCAAUUAUUGAAUUAAGGAAAUCACUGGAGAAUGAAAACACUGAACAAAUAAUUGGAAGUGAUUUUCAAAUAAUGGUUCCAAUAAUUAAAAAUAUCAAUUACCUCGCUAUAUCAAAUAAUGAAAGUUCAUUACAUACAAAUUGUUCUAAUUGCAUUGAAGUUGGACUAUCACAUGAUGAGUUAUCAUCCAAUUUAAGAGAAUUGCUUACAGUUUCUUAUAACCAUUCAAAUUAUGACGAAGUUUUGGCUAUUCAUGGUUUCAAAUAUCUUGGAUAUGAUUCAAAAAUGUCAGUAUUAUGUUUUUUGAAUAUUUCAAAUGAUAUUAUUGUAGACAAGUGUUUCAAUUCUUGCGAAGGUGUGCUUAGUACUAAACUAGCACUUUAUAUUUUUGCAUUACGUUAUGCGCAUAAAAUUAUGCGUGAUAUUGAGAUUUUUAAAUUUCCUACUGAUCAAUUGAUCAAAGAAGUGAUGUCUGACCUUGACGCUCAAUCUUCAACAUCUGAUCUUAAAGUAGGACAUUAUUUACGUAAAUACGCAUUGUUAUAUAGUAAAUGUGCAAAAGGGUUGGAUUUGAAUGUAAACCCAGAAGAAAUGAAUAAAGAACUUAUAAGGAUGGCUGGAACUGGUCAGGUCAAAAAUUUGGAAAAAKCAUUGGAAAUAUGCAAUAGGCAAUCAUUAGACAUAAAUGAUAAGUUACUGUUAGAGUUUUUAAAACAUUGCUUACAUUCAAUACCUGCAAGAAAUAUAGAGGAAACUUUAACUACAAUGGAUUUCAAUACAUUAAUUCAGAACAACAAACAAUUUUAUAAUAGUUUCAUUCUUGAGGUUUAUGAAGACGUCCCUGGAACUAAUCAUAAUCUUUUGAUUGCCUACUAUACAGUACUUAAUUUUAUCAAUCCUAAUGAUUAUGGACAGUUAGAAGAUAAUAUAACGCCUAUUCAGCAUAUAAAACUGCUGAAGAGAGUUCAUAGUACUAUACCAGAUAUUGAUUAUAAGUUAUUGUUAAACCCUGAAACCACAUAUGAAACAUUUUCUAUGGCUCAACAAACUGGAUGUAGUGCUCCUGUAUUAAAUAGAUUGUUGAAGAGUCUACCAGAGAAAAUACAACAUUGUAUAAAACUAUCUCGUUCUACAUCUUCAGUGUCUGAUGUUUGUCAAGAUAAUGUGGAUUUCAAUCAGUUAAUACUACAGACUAAAUCGCCAGCUGAUGUUGAUAGAAUUGUUAAGCUAUUAUCUCAGGGAAACGAAUGUAACGAAGUAUGGGUUGAAGCUUUGAAGCGGUUAUUAGUGUUUCAACCACAUGAGUUUCGGAUUUCAAUAUCUGUUCUAAAGUUUAUCUGUAGUAAACACAAUUUUACUAAACAAGAAUUAGAAGACUUAAGUAKUGUUCCUAACAUCAACAUUAUUUUACUUCAUUUGUUGUAUUUAUUAUCUGGUGAAAAUGCUGUAGAAGCAGCUGCUAUAAGUUAUUUUAAAACUAACCAUGUACUGCCUGAUUUGGUAUUGGACACUAUUCUAGAAUAUGGUCUGGUAGAACAAUUAGCUGAAUGUGAAGAGAUAAUGAACAAUCUUAUUCGUCGAACAUUAGAUGGAAAUAGUGGAAAGAAUUGCCAAUUAGUCUGUGAGCAGUUAGUCUCUACUGAGCGUAGUUUGUUGGCUGGUUCAUUGUAUUUAAGUCACAAUGGUGUGCCAGUUGCAUUGAGAACCAAUGUAGCUGCAAGAGAAAUAUCUAGAAGCUAUUUAGGCAGAAAUUCUAAAGAUAAGUGAAAUGCUUACGUGUUGUUACUUGUUGCUAUAUGAUUUAUUGCAAUAUAGUUUUUUUUUUUUUUUUAAUUAAACUAAUUUAAAUUUUAUAUUAAUAUAUUAAUAUGUAUAAUAUAUGCAGAGUGACAGGAUCACAUACGGAAAUAUGUUGUACAUACUACCUAUUUAAAUUUUAUUUAUUACUAAUUUAUUCAAUGUUUAUAUUAUUAUU
Messenger RNA from Diuraphis noxia (Russian wheat aphid), 5510 nucleotides. RefSeq names its product NBAS subunit of NRZ tethering complex-like. NCBI's taxonomy places the organism in Eukaryota, Metazoa, Arthropoda, Insecta, Hemiptera, Aphididae. Gene Ontology annotation, biological process: retrograde vesicle-mediated transport, Golgi to endoplasmic reticulum. Gene Ontology annotation, molecular function: SNARE binding. The record is from RefSeq and is a predicted model, not a curated record. Gene Ontology annotation, cellular component: Dsl1/NZR complex.